AUGUUGACUUUUUGUUAUUUUCGCUGCUCAUAUAGCACGCUGCAGUCUGGAUCACCUAAAAUCAUAUAUUACUAUUUUAGGAACACAUAUGAAAGGGGGAAGAAAGUUGCGAAUUUUUCUGGUUUAAAUUUUGUCAAUCAACGAACAUACUAUGAUGUUCAGCGAUCACUGAUAAUCCCAACUGUAAACGACCAUUUCGUGAAAAAUAUUGCCAGUGCAAGAGAGGAUAGUCGGGGAGAGAAUGAAGCAUGUCUUGGCGAUGGCAGAUUUGACUCACCUGGUAAAUCUGCCAAGUAUUGCACAUAUAGUUUACAAUCGUCAGCGUCUAACAAAAUUGUUGCGACAACCACAAUCCAAACAACAACCGGUAAAGGUUCGGCGCCCUUGGAGUUACAAGGCUUCAAAAAUUGCCUUGAGCAGUUAAGGUCCGAUAACUAUCCUGUAGGAAGAGUUGCCACGGACCGAAACAGGCAAAUCGCUAAAUGGAUACGUGAAAACAGGUUAGAUAUCAUGCAUCGGUAUGAUCCAUGGCAUUUUGCUAAGAACAUCAAAGCCAAACUUAGACCAUUAGUAAAACGAAAAGAUAGGCGAAUAUUACAGGAUUGGAUCAAACCAAUAGGAAAUCAUCUUUUCUGGUGUGCCGAAAACUGCCAAGGUGACCCAGAGCUGCUGGUGCAAAUGUGGAAGUCGAUACUUCAACAUGUUACGAAUAAACAUAAUUUCGCGAAGCAAUAUCCCAAGUAUCCCAGGUGCCGACACGAAGCCUAUUCUAGUGCUGAGGCACGAAAGAAGAAGUGGAUUGAGAAACAUUCGCCAGCGUAUAAUGCAUUGGAAGAAAUCGUCCUUGAUAAAAAAAACUUGAAGGAUAUGGAACUUCUUUGCGAACCAUACCACACAGGGGGCGUGGAAGUUUUUCACUCACUGAUAACAGCGUACGCACCAAAACGGCAACAUUUCGAGUUGAAUGUGAUGAACGCCCGAGUGAAGUUGGCUAUCUUGGACCAUAACAAUAACGUUGGUCGAAAGCAGGCUGUUGUAAAAUGCGCGCGUAAAGGGAGUCAGAAGGUCGGUGAAAAAAAGUGGAAGUUUGUCUCAAGCAAAUUGAAUAAAGAGUGGGUCGCGAAACCUGUGAAAGAACCCAAGUCUUUCAGUUUUGUUGAUGCGAUAAUGAAUGACAUAAUUGAAAGAAAGGAGAGUGGGGUAAAGGUAAAGAUCUGUGGUAAAGAAGUUGUAAACAAGCUUAAACCUCCUUGCGACCACGUAACAUUGCCCACACGGCCAGACCUGACACUUCGAAAAUUUUAG
Molecule: messenger RNA, 1305 nt
Organism: Hydractinia symbiolongicarpus
Lineage: Eukaryota; Metazoa; Cnidaria; Hydrozoa; Anthoathecata; Hydractiniidae
Exons: 1
Coding region: 1-1305 (434 amino acids)
Source: RefSeq, a predicted model, not a curated record